This is a messenger RNA of Staurois parvus, 520 nucleotides long. The record is from the annotation of a GenBank genome assembly. Lineage: Eukaryota; Metazoa; Chordata; Amphibia; Anura; Ranidae.
AGGGGUGAACCAUGGACAGUCAGGCUGGGGAAGAAAGUGCUAGAAAUGAGGUGGAGCUCUAUCUGACUUGCUGCAGCUUCUAAUGCACCUUGUGAGAAGCUCACAGUGUGCAGUGACAUUAGAGGAGGGGAGGAGCCCCUACACCUGUGCAAGACCGAAGGGGAGGAGCCAGUACACCUGUGGAAGACUGAAAGGGAGGAGCCAGUACACCUGUGGAAUACUGAAGAAGAGGAGCCUGUACACCUGUGCAAGACCCAAAGGGGAGGAGCCAGUACACCUGUGGAAGACUGAAGGGGAGGAGCCAGUACACCUGUGGAAGACUAAAGGGGAGGGGCCUGUACACCUGUGCAAGACGGAAGGGGAGGAGCCAGUAUACCUGUAGAAGACUGAAAGGGAGGAGCCGCUACACCUGUGCAAGACUGAAGGGGAGGAGCCUGUACACCUGUGCAAGACUGAAGGGGAGGAGCCGCUACACCUGUGCAAGACUGAAGGGGAGGAGACAGUACACCUGUGCAAGAUU